GAUCAAUUACUUUAUAUUUCAUAUAUGGAUCCAGAUACCCCUCCCACAGAAUCAGCUCCCUCUGCUUUCAAUUACAUCCUCUCCUUCGUCCUCGUCGGAAUCGCCUGGGGCUUCACAACACCAUUCAUCCGACGCGCCGCAGUCGACUUUAACAAAAGACAAGAAGAUACAAAUCAAUCAUCAGCCGACGAUGAUUCACAACUGCAACAGCAGAGAAGAGGAAUGUUAGAUAUUAAAAAGAAAGCAAUCGCUCUGUUUUGGACGGUAGCUAAUCUUUUACGAACGCCGGCUUAUGCGAUUCCAUUGGUGGUGAAUUUGACGGGGAGUGUGUGGUUUUUCUUACUUGUUGGGAAGCAUGAACUCUCGUUGACAGUCCCCAUAUCGAAUUCAAUGGCUUUCUUGUUUACGGUCUUGGGGGAAUGGUACGUGGAACGGAAAGUGAUUGCGAGGGAGACGUGGCUGGGAAUGUUUUUGGUGCUCGGUGGUAUAGCGCUGUGCGUUCAAUCGAAGAAUCAUGUCUAA
Talaromyces stipitatus ATCC 10500 is the source of this 522-nucleotide messenger RNA. RefSeq lists its product as uncharacterized. The transcript is spliced from 2 exons. The record is from RefSeq and is a predicted model, not a curated record. The coding region runs from base 25 to 522 and encodes 165 amino acids. NCBI's taxonomy places the organism in Eukaryota, Fungi, Ascomycota, Eurotiomycetes, Eurotiales, Trichocomaceae.